AUUUGUCAAAGCAGCCAUUUUUUAUGUAUACCAACAGUGCUGUCUGGUUGUGGUUCGGCAAAACCGCACUGUUCCCCAUUCUCCCAUAUAAGUUGACUCAUGUACGGCGCUGUCCUCGCAACCAUCUGACAAACGUCAAUAGCGUUACCAUCAUUUAACGUGCAGCUUCCACUUCUUCAGUGUUUGUGUUUUGGAAUUAGGUUAGGUGAUGUUAUAUUUGUGGUUAUAUUGAUGAUUUUCGUUAUUCUUGAUUUCGCAGGAUUUUCAUAAUUUUCAGAUUGCUCCGUCAAUAGAAGUAUUCUUUAUCAAGUAGAAAGUGAAGUUUUACAAUGGCAGACUCUGCUGGAAAUUGGUGCUUGAUCGAGAGCGACCCAGGAGUAUUCACUGAAUUGAUUCGAGAAUUCGGAUGCAAAGGAGUGCAAGUAGAAGAACUUUGGAGUUUGGACGGAGAACAAUUUGAAAGCCUGAAGCCAAUCCAUGGAUUGAUUUUCUUGUUCAAAUGGACUAAGGAUAAUGAACCAACAGGAUCCUUAGUACAAGACAGUAGACUAGAAAAGAUAUUCUUUGCUCGGCAAGUGAUAGAGAAUGCAUGUGCAACCCAAGCAAUACUGAGUGUUCUUUUAAACUGUCGACACUCAGAUUUGAAACUAGGAAGCACACUGUCAGAUUUAAAAGAAUUCUGCCAAGGAUUUGAUGCAAAUAUGAAAGGACUCACAAUAAGCAAUUCCCCAGUAAUAAGAACUGUUCACAACUCUUUUGCUAGGCAACAGCUGUUUGAGUUUGAUCCUUCUACGUCUAAUAAGAGUGAAGAUGUGUUCCAUUUUGUGAGUUAUGUACCUAUAGAUGGAAGAUUGUACGAGUUAGAUGGUUUAAAACAAGGGCCGAUAGAUUUAGGGGCUAUUCCUGCUGAUACUGAAUGGACAGACAUAGUGAGGCCUAUCAUUGAGAAACGAAUACAGAGGUACAGUGAAGGAGAGAUCCACUUCAACCUUAUGGCGAUAGUAAGUGAUAGAAAAAUGAUAUACCAAAAACAAAUAGAAGAAAUCCAAAAGCAGGUGGAAGCGUCCGGGAUGGAAACUGAUGCUCAACAAGCUGAAAUCGCGAAGUUGCGAUUGUUGAUAGGCGAUGAAGAGAAGAAGCGACAGCAGUACCAGAUUGAGAACAUUCGGAGAAAGCACAACUACCUACCGUUGAUAGUGGAAAUUCUAAAGAUUUUGGCCAAGGAAGGAAAACUGAUGCCUUUGUAUGAACAAGCCAAGGAGAAAACAAUGAAGAGACAAAAGACAAAAGCUACCAGCUAAUUUGUGUUCAGAUUAAUAGAUCUUUUUUUAAAUACUGUACAUCUUUAUUUCUCUAAAUCAAUCAUAUGUAAGUUGAGUAAACCUGCUUAAUAAGGGAGGAUUCUAAGUCCUUGCCUUGUGCGAGCAGGAGUGAUGAUCCAAUAAAAGCUUACAAUCACUUUUACUCAAAAAGAUUGCCUUUUGGUUAGAAGACAGUUCAAUGAUUUUUGAUGAGC
Molecule: messenger RNA, 1516 nt
Organism: Acanthoscelides obtectus
Lineage: Eukaryota; Metazoa; Arthropoda; Insecta; Coleoptera; Chrysomelidae
Source: the annotation of a GenBank genome assembly